AGAAGAAGUGUCGUAGCAGCAGGGUGUGUUUGUUUAUUUGUUUGAUUAAACUUUAAUAAACUUAAUAAAAACACUAAAUAAAAACCAUCUGAUCCCAAGGUAACUGAUCUGAGACCUGACAUCUGAGGACACUCUUCAUUACCGGUUUCAUUAACGGUAACGUUACCGUCUGCUCUGAGCCCCGAGAUGUACUACUAUCGCUAUGACAGCGGUGAGGUCAGCUGCUGCUACAAAUACCUGAUGUUCAGCUACAACAUCAUCUUCUGGCUGGCUGGAGUUGCCUUUAUUGCCGUUGGUUUCUGGGCAUGGAGCGAAAAGGGAGUCCUGUUGGAUCUGACCCAGGUGACUCGGCUGCAUGGCUUCGACCCGGUCUGGUUGGUCCUGGUGGUGGGUGGAGUCACCUUCAUCCUGGGCUUCGCUGGCUGUGUGGGAGCUCUGAGAGAAAACAUCUGCCUGCUGAAGUUUUUCUCCGGAGUGAUUGGAUUCAUCUUCUUCCUGGAGCUGACGGCAGCAGUUCUGGCGGUGGUUUUUCAGAGUCAGGUCAGAGAGUGGAUCAACGAGUUCUUUCUGGCAAACGUCAGAGCUUACCGAGACGACAUCGACCUGCAGAACCUCAUCGACUCUCUGCAGAGGAUGAACCACUGCUGUUGA
This is a messenger RNA of Epinephelus moara (kelp grouper), 651 nucleotides long. Its product is annotated as tetraspanin-14-like. Gene Ontology annotation, cellular component: membrane. Gene Ontology annotation, biological process: protein localization to plasma membrane; protein maturation; regulation of vascular endothelial growth factor signaling pathway. The transcript is spliced from 6 exons. The coding region runs from base 187 to 651 and encodes 154 amino acids. The record is from RefSeq and is a predicted model, not a curated record. Lineage: Eukaryota; Metazoa; Chordata; Actinopteri; Perciformes; Serranidae.